AGUGUUGGGAUGUGAAUGAUCACAGCUCUAUGUUUCCCAGCGCGAGGCGGCCGGAAGUUGCGCUAAGGAGGCGGGCCUAAGCGAGGGAGGGACAGUCUAGAGACCCAUAGGACUCAACUGGGAGUGAGAUGCACGCUCAGGUUUCUCCCUUGAACGGACUUAAAGGGACAGCGUCUCUCUUCUGUUUUGCCUCUCCCUUAGAGAUGCAGGCACCCACUGCGAGGAUGUGGCUGCCUCUCCAAGGCAAACUUUAAAAGGUAUCAUGUGAAAAGGGAGGGAGAAAGGCAUGUUGGGUCGCUGAGCAGAGGAGGAGGAGGAGGAACAGAGGCCUUGCUUUAUUUGGAACCACUUCCCAGAUAAUUCAGACAUAAUUUGGCAUGGACACUUUUGCCAGCCACAGCUGCCAUCUCCUUCAGCAACUCCAUGAUCAACGAAUUCAAGGACUCCUCUGUGAUUGCAUGCUGGUGGUCAAAAAUGUUUGUUUCAAAGCACAUAAAAAUGUCUUAGCUGCUUUUAGCCAGUAUUUCAGGACCCUGUUUCAAAAUUCUUCAGGCCAGAAGAAUGAUGUCUUCCACUUGGAUAUUAUAAAUGUUGGUGGCAUAGGCCAGAUCUUGGAUUAUAUGUACACCUCUCAUCUUGACCUCAACCAGGACAAUGUACAAACGUUGCUGGAUAUUGCCCAGUGCUUGCAAGUGCAGAAUGUUUUGAACAUGUGUCGCUCAUUUAUGCAAUCCUCCACAGCUGCAGAACAGCCAGCUGCUAUACCUUGUAACAAUGCCUUUUCGUUGCAAAAUACUGUGGCUCCAAAUAUGAAUUGCGUGAGCGAUAGCACUAAUUUACUGCAUGCAUGUUCAUCAGGUGAGCAACCUUGUAAAGUCUUGGAUGAUCAUAGUCUACAUAAUUCACAAGCCAUCUCAUCUGAUAAUAUCAAUAACAAGAAGCAGGAUUCCAGAGAUGCUGAUUGCGCAGGUCUUUCAUUGAAACAGUCUACUUGCCAUUACAAACUUCGCAACUUUUAUAGCAAACAGUUCCACAAGCAAAAUAUUUCUCCUGACAGAAAGAUAUUACCAGAACUACCCUCUAAUUGCAGUGCCUCUUCAGAUCAAAACUCGACUAAGAAUGAUUCAUAUACCAUCAAUCAAUCUGAAUGUGUUUUGGAACCAUCUGAUCACUUACCACCAGUCUUUCUGGCUCAGCCUUUAAAUGAGCAUCCCAAGGAUCAAGAUUUAGAUGGCACCACACAGAUGAGGCUCAAGAAAGCAGUUCACCUUGAAAAACUAAAUUUCCUACGGUCUCAGAAGUCUGCAGAAGAAUGUGCUGCACAUAAAACUGCAAGUGAAGACCCAGCAAGGGAAACGCAGCCAGAAAGGCAAAGUAGCAUGGAAACAACAAACAUUGAAGCUACUGAACAAACUGAAGUCAGCUCAGAUUGUAUGGAACAAAGUGCUGAGGUUGUAUCAUCGGAGGAGGCUUCUGAGCCAGGUAGCCAGUUACAGAUCUUCCUUUCAGAGAGACAGUAUCCAUGUUCACUUUGUGGAAAAGCUUUUAAACAUCCAAGCAAUCUGGAACUCCACAUAAGGUCUCACACAGGUGAGAAGCCAUUUGAAUGUAACAUUUGUGGGAAGUGUUUUUCACAGGCAGGAAAUCUCCAGACUCACUUGCGUCGACAUUCAGGUGAAAAACCAUAUAUUUGUGAAAUCUGUGGCAAAAGAUUUGCUGCAUCUGGUGAUGUCCAGCGUCACAUUAUUAUUCACACUGGAGAAAAACCACAUCUGUGUGAUAUUUGUGGUCGAGGUUUUAGUAACUUCAGUAAUUUAAAGGAACAUAAGAAGAACCAUACAGUAGAAAAAGUUUUCACUUGUGAUGAGUGUGGAAAAUCAUUUAACUUGCCUCGAAAGUUAGUAAAGCACAGAAUUAGACACACUGGAGACAGACCAUAUAGUUGCUCAGCUUGUGGAAAAUGUUUUGCAGGAUCUGGUGACUUACGAAGACACAUCCGAACACAUACCGGGGAAAAGCCAUAUAACUGUGAGACCUGUAAUAAAUGCUUCAGUCGUUCAGCUGUCUUACGUCGACACAAAAAAGUCCAUUGUAAAGAUGAUAAUGAAAGUUCAAAUGCUCUAGAUGACCUUUCUCAAACAAUGGAAAUCUCAGACCCUGAGAAGUCGCAGAACUCAGACUCUUUUACACAAGAACUUUCAGUAACUUUGCUGCCAGCAUCCGUGAAGUUUCCUGUCCAACCAAAUGAAAAUUCACCUAGUGAAUUGGACAGUUUCUGCAAGAUGCAGUCCUUAGUACAACACAAUGAUUGUACAAAUCAACAGAAAAUGAAUUUGGAUCCUGUGAAAUACUGCAAAUCUCAGCAAAGACCUAAUCGGACAUGCUCUUAUAAGGAAACAAACCCAUUAACUGAGGAUGAACCUUUGCUCCAUUCCUCUGUGAGUGGCAAUUGUAGUGGUGAACUGAAUAACCGUAUGUCUCCUAUUGAAUGUAGAAAUAACGAGGGCCCAUUCUUCUCCAGUGUCACCCUCUGGGGUUUAGCCAUGAAGACUUUACAGAACGAGAAUGAAUUGGGUCAAUGAGAAGUAGUGCUAAUGCUGUGUCAGUUUUGUACUUGACAAGAGAUAUUCCUACAUGGCUAUUACUAUUACCUUUUAUAAUGAUUACGAUUAAAUAUUUAUAUAUUGUAAUACUUUA
Messenger RNA from Anolis sagrei ordinatus, 2697 nucleotides. It is a transcript of the gene ZBTB49, whose product is annotated as zinc finger and BTB domain containing 49. The record is from RefSeq and is a predicted model, not a curated record. Lineage: Eukaryota; Metazoa; Chordata; Lepidosauria; Squamata; Anolidae. Gene Ontology annotation, cellular component: nucleus. Gene Ontology annotation, molecular function: protein binding; DNA-binding transcription factor activity, RNA polymerase II-specific. Gene Ontology annotation, biological process: regulation of transcription by RNA polymerase II.